Porites lobata is the source of this 5694-nucleotide messenger RNA. The record is from the annotation of a GenBank genome assembly. Lineage: Eukaryota; Metazoa; Cnidaria; Anthozoa; Scleractinia; Poritidae.
GGGGAAUUAUGGCGACAGAAAGGGAGCAAGCCGAGGUUGACCUCCAGAAAGUCAGCGAUGCAUUUUCAGCGCUGCGUAAGAAAGCAAGAGAGUUAGGGAUCAAGGAUGCACAACUGGCGAAAAUAUCAGCCGUGAAAAGUCUUAAGAAAAAACGGGUGACCUGUCUUGUUUUAACGAGUGUUUUGGUGGGCUUGCUAGGAGUUUUGUUUGGGGUUUGUCUUCUUCUGUGUCAACAAGGGGUUCUUACACAGGAAUCUUUGUACAGGUUCGCCCAAAACUAUGUCCUCGACUUUGACAUGGAAAAAGAUAUGUGUCUUUUCCCUUAUCCUGAGAUUAUUUUGGACAUGUUUCGACCUCCGGUUAAUUGUAGCGUGUGUAAAGAUGUUCACAUCGUCGACAGAGUUUCCUCUUUGACUAAAGAAGACUUCGUGCGGAAGUAUGCGUACACUGCUCGACCUGUUGUGAUCACGGAUGGAGCUAAAGACUGGACAGCCCCUCAGUAUUUCAGUUUCAACUACUUCAAGUCAAUUUAUGGCCCAGAAAGCCCAGUCAUGACUGAGGACGAGAGAUGCCAGUUCUUCGGUUAUCAGACGAACUUUAGAUCACUGGGAGAAGUUUUUAACAUGUCUGAAAAAGACGCGAAUAUGGAAGGAAAGCCUUGGUAUAUUGGCUGGUAAGUACAGAGAGCGUUUAUUUUUAAGUGAUUUCUGAACUCACACAGGUUUUUUAACUGCUAAACAAGACAAUACGCCUUUGACUCGUAUCGGUCAUAUGUUUCAGAAGGUUAAUGAAGACUACAUGAAAAUUUUACACGUUUAAGCUCAUUGUUUACUUUGAACAUUGGCGGGAUAUUUAUUAAACAGCUUCAAGUGAAGCUUAUAUGAUCAAAGAUGUUUUUAACUGGACAUUUUUCUUAAAAUAAAAUUCCCAAAAAUUAGGAUGGGAGCUUUUGAUCGAACAUCUACCACGAUCGAAUUUUUUGGCUUUCGUCAAAUUUAGCUCAUGCUCAAUUAAUUUUCAUUCAUUUUCAAAUCAGAAGUCAAACUUAUUGUUCAACUUAUUAAAAUGUUAUUCCAACAUUGCUGAAUUAUUUUCUUGCGGUAACGAAGUAAGCUAUAAGUUUAAUUUUCUGAUUGAUGCCACGUAUAUCCGGUAAAGAAGGAGCCAAAUGAAAUGGUACCGCAGUUAGGAUUAGUUGCUUUAGCGUAUUUAUAGGCCUUGUUUGAUCUCUAUGAAUAAUCGAACACCUGUCUUCUGGUUAAAUUUAUUGACAUUUUCACAGUAAGGAUUUGUUGUCCCUGUGUUCGCAUGCAUGGAGGGUAGUGAGGGCAACUAACAAAUCAGAAAACAGGAAGAAAACAAAUACCGGCCAAAGUUGUUUGGGUCAUUGGCAGGACUGAUGGAAAACAAAGUAAAGAAUUGAAAAUUUUGGUGCACAAGUUUUAGGCCACCCAUUCCCUUUCUUCUACGUUUAGUAUCACAUGCACGCGUCUCCUUAUUUUGGGUUGGUCAAUAAAAAAUAAAAAAUAAAAAAUAAAAAUUCCAAAUUCCAAUUUGACCAGGAAUCAGGUAGACAAAGAAACACUGCAUGCAUGUGCUACUUCUCUAAAUUUUUAUUUAUUGAUUUAAUGAAUUAAAUAAAAGAAUCACGCAAUAAAAUCCAAAUUCAGCCUCUUGGUCUGAUCACCUGGAUUCAUUAUGACAAUCAAUAAAAUAUCAAUUUUUUAGCAUCACAACUUCUGGUGGCAGCUUGUAGUUAUGUGUUAAUCCCUGUAUACACAUAGGAAGUAUCCUUGCCUAUUCCUAUCAAUAUACUCUGAAAAAAAUCUGUGGAUUAUAAAUGCUUAACUUAAAUCCUAUGAAAACAGAGGAUUUUCUUUUGUGAUUCUGAACUACCAGUUUUCAAGUAAAGAAGUCUUCCUUUCGGCUUAAAUUUGAUGGACUUACAAGAACCCUUUAUCGACUGGUUGUUCGGAAAAAAAUAUCCAAUAUUUUUUUAAAAGAAGAGUUUGUCGUUAGUUGUACUUCGUAAAAUGCUGCCUCCUACCAAUAUUAUAAUUAUAGUUAUUGCAAUGCUCAUUUUAACAAAUCGUUUGUCUGUUAGUAGAGUCAUUUGGUGUUAAUUUACAGUUCCCAUUCCAUUUUUGUCUUGUUAGGAGCAACUGUGACCCAUCUGCAGCAAACGAACUUAGAAGACAUUACAAAAUACCUUAUUUUUUACCUGAUACUUCAGAAUCAAGCAAGACGGACUGGCUUUUUAUGGGGUCCCCUGGUUAUGGUGCUCAUUUGCAUGUAAGUAAUCCCUAGUACACCAUUUUCACAAAUAUAUAGGCAUCUAUUGGACAGGGCUUCUGAUAGGUUGCAGAAAAAAAAGUCAAAUUUCACAGGAUUUUCAGGGACAAAUUCAUAGAAAAAUCAUCUGAUUUCGCGGGUAUUUUCGGGGUAAACUUCGCUGAGAAACGUUGUUUGCUUGUUUCUUGGAUGAAGUUUCAAGAUAAAUUUGCAAGUGUAUGGCGAGUAAACAGCCCCAAUAGCCAAGAUAAGUUUCAUAAAUGUUGUACAGACAGGUAUUUGAUAUGAUUUCUAGUGAAUUUCACAUUAUUUUGUGCGUUUUUUUGUGAAUUUUGUGGGAUUUCAUGACCACGCGAAAUAUCAGAAGCCCUGUAUUGAGAAAUUAAAAUCUUCUUAUUAUAUAACUUUGUUGUCAUGCAGGGAAAAUUAGCCUCAGAAUUGCAUUUAAAAAAAUGCUAGAUGAAGGGACAAUUUAUCUAUAAUUUUUAUUCCAAACUUGGUAAUGGAGACUAGCUCUCCAAAGUGUUUAAAUGACGUGUUAAUGUGAUAUUAUGUAUUAAAAAACAUUUAAGAUAGUACACGCAGUCUGAUUGGCUGAGAGGCGUAUUUGCAUGAGAUUAAUGUAAACAUGGUUGUGACAUCAAGAUGUUUUGCUUUUAGCAUGCUGCAUGUAAUCACACAAGCACAAAUUUGAAAAAGCUUUUGAGUUGAAAACUUGACAAGUUUAUUUAAUUUAUACCCAUUCCUUCAUCAGCUGAAACUUGGAAAAUCUUUACAGAACAUGCUGUGUCCCAGACUAAGCGGUAAAACCACUUACAAACCUGCGUGCAUUCCCUCUACGGUGACAUACAUGUACCUACAGUUAUUUAACAAGUAUUCCACGGGUGUGCAUUGAAUAUGAGAUGGUAGAUUGCAAACGAGGCAUGUAGUGACGAGUUGGCUAUCAUCUCAUAUCCAACAAGCAUGAGUGGAAUGGGCGAUUCCAGAAAAUAUCCAUACUAUACCACGGAUGGCUUUUAGGAUUUCCGAAGGGGAUGGGGGUUCACGAUUAUGGAAUUUUGAGGGCAUGGGGGGGUAUUUACGAUUGGAAAUCCGAAGGCAUAGGGGAAUUCCACAGGUGGGAUUUCUGGAGUAGAAAGUGUAGAAUGAUGAGUGAGGUCCUUGAAAACGCUAUUGUUGUGGACUUUUGUAGUUCGGAAAUAAACCACAAACGUAUGACCGUGGAAGCAGAAGACAAGCAUCGAUAGAUCAGACACGUCUUUACGCUUAUAACUUAUAGACAUGAACAGUAAAACGUGGGUUUCACAUUUCUUGUCACAUGAAUAAAAACUAAAAAUGUAUCUUACCGCUUGCAAAUUUCUUGUUACUCCCAUCCGAUGAAUAUGAAAAAAACUUGCUCCAGUCCCUCGACUCCGAGGAACACCUGUCAGGUUAGAACACUUUUCGUGCACACUACAUGACGUAUAAAAGGACCCAACAAGACUCAACGGUAUAUUUGACCUCCGAAAGAUUUUAACAGUCUGAAUUUGAGCUAGUUUGCUUUGUAAACGUCAAAACAGCACAAGAAAACAAAAAGGAGUAAAAUUACCGCAAGUGGUGUUUAUUUUUAUAGCCAAAUUCGGACUUAAAAAGGAGCUUGCACAGCCUGGCCACUAGCGGUAGGUUUUUCUUGUCGCUGAAGAGUAAAGCUUGUUGCCUGGCGCCGCUAGAUCACAGCCUUGAGGAGGCAUAAAUUCAUUUUCGUUUGUUCAUAUAGGCGUUGCUAAGUCGAAAAUGUACUUCCAAAAAAAAAGUGGAAAUUCUGAAGGGGAGGGGGGUUCACGAUUAUGGAAUUCUGACGGCAUGGGGGGGGGGGUUAACGCAUUUUGGAAUUUCCGAAGGCGAGGGGGGGUUAAAACAUGGAAGCCGUCCGUGGUUGGGUAUGGAUAUUUUCUGGAAUUGCCCAAUAAUUGUUUUAUAAUGAUAAAAAAAGCCCACAAAGUAUCAAGAAUUCUUCCCUACUUUAUUUGUAAAAGCAACCAAUUUUCGGCUUGUUUUUAAAUUUUUUAGCAUGUUAUAAUUAACAAUUAUUCCUCAAGCCCGAAUGGGCUAUAAUUUUGACUCAGAGGCCAUGAGGGCGAGAGGAAUAAUUGUUUUAGUAAAAUCCAACUAGUUGGUCAAAGAUAUCAAGAAUAAAAAAAUUCUAGCUAGUUAAAGCUAGACUUUAAUCCUUUUUUGUUGGCAAAAAGCCAGCACUUUUCGCUACAAGUGGGCUAUAACAUAUAACCUAGUAGUAGCUCAACCAAUCACAAUGCAGCAUUGAUAAUAGACCACUAGCUGGGUUUUGCUAAUGGCUCAUAUACUAUGAUGCGAAGCCAAUCAAGAGUUCUAGAAUUGCAUCAUUCAAUGAUUCAGUUUUUAAUAAAUAGCCAAUAUAUUAGCCUAUAUAGUGGCCUAUAUAAUACCGUCAGUAUUAAUACUUACCAAAAGUGAUUACAGUCUGUAUUUGAGUCAGUCAAACAAGCAAGAUUUACAAAAAGCAGUAUCAAAAGCAUUUUUCUUAAAGAUCUCUUAUGCCAAUUGCUUUUGUCCAAUAGAAAUCUGGGUAAAAAAAAUUACUCUAACUUGUCCUCCAUCUGCAGAUUGAUGCUGUAGGGAACCCAUCGUGGCAAGCCCAAAUAAAGGGGACAAAAAAGUGGACCCUGGAACCACCCCCAGAGUGUGCCCAUGUUUGUGAUCCAAAGCUUGAAGUGACAGUUAAUCCAGGAGAGAUAAGUGAGUAUUGACACCUUAUAUGUACAUGUACAUUAAGAUGCACUGAUGUAUGGGCACCCUGCUAGCAGAUUAGCUUAUCAUUUGCUCGAUUUUGGAAAGACUCUGCGGGAGUUGAGCAAGAUCUUUGUUGAGCAUGGGCUGCAUGUCCCUGGGGUACAGUUUCUAAACCCAGGCCUAACAGUCAUGUGCCUCAUACAGUGGCCUCUUUUAUGACCAUUAAAAAUGAAUGCUUGCACUAAAAAAAUCCAAAUACACUUUUAAAAGAAGCAGCUGCAGCCCCAAGUUCUUGAAUUACUUAACCCAUCUUAAGCUUUCUUUUAUGGCUCGGAAAAUCAGCAUGGGAUUUUUUGGGGGUUUUGUCGGAAGCCCAAGGGAUUUUUUGGGUUUUGCUUUUUACCCCCCAUUUGGUCAUCUCCGUCACUUUAAAUUCAGAGUACUCCCCCAGACAACUGAACACUUGUAAAAAUGUAAACUGACAAUUAAUUUUCAGUAAAAUAUUUUACUGUGUUGUACAUGUAUAAGAACGUAGGUUAACUUGAAUGUUUUUUUUAUUAUUUUGCAGUUGUCCUUGAUACUAACAAGUGGUUCCACCAAACAGACAUUCUUGGCAAGGAGAUGAGUAUCACGAUUGGAUCAGAAUAUGACUGA